AUGAGUUAUUUGGAGGAUAUUCUUGCGCUUUCUCCAUUGCCCUCACCUUUGGUACCCCAACAUGGACUAGUUGACAUCAGUGGUGCCAUGUCUUUCGAUUUUCACACUAUUUCUGUUGUUCUACAUGGUUGCCUUGUUUGGCUGUCUAACACCCGCAUUCCUCUAAAUGAUAAAACUGAAAAUUGCCCCGAGGCGACCAGCGUCGGAGAUGUGCACUACCUAUCCACGGGCACUGCCAAUCGAUAUCACACAAAUUCCACUUCAGCCAUGGAUACCUCACUGGGCUACAGGGAGCAGCGUCUGCUAGAGGAGUUGCGCAAUGCCAAAGAGGAACUGGCAUCCCUUAGGAGGGCGAACAGUGUUAUCAAUGAGCCCUGUCAACCACCGAUGACGUUGCCACUGCAAAGACGCCACUUGGCGUCAGAAGAGAGCCAUCAACAACAGGGUUUUCUAUCAAAUCGGCAGCAGAGUCACUACUUGUCCCAACACAGUGUGCACCAGGGACAGGCCUCUGCAAAUCCCUAUCUUUAUGCCCGCGGAUAUGGUUGCUCUCUACCCAACGUCCGACCACAGAGUCUACCAAGAGCAAAGAACCACGACCGGGAUUGUCAUACUGGCAUGUGCGAGUACUGCUGGCGCGAUGCUGGG
Dibothriocephalus latus is the source of this 648-nucleotide messenger RNA. The record is from the annotation of a GenBank genome assembly. Lineage: Eukaryota; Metazoa; Platyhelminthes; Cestoda; Diphyllobothriidea; Diphyllobothriidae.